AUGACCUCACUCGCGGGCGCCCAAUCCCAUCAAGCGCAGGGCGCUAGGCGGCUCAAGCGAACAGUCACAUCCGGGGCCCAGAGGAAUCUCGAGCGAGCUGGGCGUGCGCCCUUGCUUCGUGCCCUCAACCCGCAUGGCGGAGCCACGGGCGCGCCGCGGCGAGGCCGGGCGAGUCGGACGGUUCCUGCGCCCUCUCUGAGCCGCGGGGGAGGGGCGGGGGACGCCUGUGCGGCCGCCGGCUCUGGGUCCGCGGGGGCCGGGGGCCGGCUGCCAAGCCGGGUGCUGGAGUUGGUGUUCUCCUACCUGGAGCUGUCCGAGCUGCGGAGCUGCGCCCUAGUGUGCAAGCACUGGUACCGCUGCCUGCACGGCGAUGAGAACAGCGAGGUGUGGCGGAGCCUGUGCGCCCGCAGCCUGGCAGAAGAGGCUCUGCGCACGGACAUCCUCUGCAACCUGCCCAGCUACAAGGCCAAGGUACGUGCUUUCCAACAUGCCUUCAGCACUAAUGACUGCUCCAGGAAUGUCUACAUUAAGAAGAAUGGCUUUACUUUACAUCGAAACCCCAUUGCUCAGAGCACUGAUGGUGCAAGGACCAAGAUUGGUUUCAGUGAGGGCCGCCAUGCAUGGGAAGUGUGGUGGGAGGGCCCCCUGGGCACUGUGGCAGUGAUUGGAAUUGCCACAAAACGAGCCCCCAUGCAGUGCCAAGGUUAUGUGGCAUUGCUAGGCAGUGACGACCAGAGCUGGGGCUGGAAUCUGGUGGACAAUAAUCUACUACAUAAUGGGGAAGUCAAUGGCAGUUUUCCACAGUGCAACAAUGCACCAAAAUAUCAGAUAGGAGAAAGAAUUCGAGUCAUCUUGGACAUGGAAGAUAAGACUUUAGCUUUUGAACGUGGAUAUGAGUUCCUGGGGGUUGCCUUUAGAGGACUUCCAAAGGUUUGCUUAUAUCCAGCAGUUUCUGCUGUAUAUGGCAACACAGAAGUGACUUUGGUUUACCUUGGAAAACCUUUGGAUGGAUGACAGUGGCUUUCUUGGGAUGAAUGACAGAGUGAAGGAGAGAUCUGCUUGUGGAAAGUAGAAUCAUGAAGUGACAGUGUCAUAUGUGCAUGUCCAAGAAACAUCCUGAAAAACACCUGAAAUUGUAAACUGGAGCAGCAACUCUACAGCAGAGAUUAUCUUAGUGUUUUCUCUUUCUACUGAGUCAGAAAAAUCCUCAGGGUUGCAUUGGUUGAGUGGCCAGUUGACAUGUGCAUAUUGCAACAGAUUUUGUCUCUAAGUUAGCAAUGUGUUAUUUCCAACUUCAGAGGUGAGAUUUUAGAGAUGCUGUAAAAGGGAUAAGAUAAGCAAAUAGUGAGAUUUUUUAAAGUACUAUGUUUGUGAAGAGAGAUUGAUCCCAUCAUACAACUGCCUGUUCUUUCUCCAGUCCCUUUUUUUCCCAGCCAGCUUGACUAUUAGAAAAGUAUGAAACUGGUUGGGGUUUAUUUAAUAUUUUUAAUAUAUUGAGAAGCAUGGUCUGCCUGGACUGCACUUCUCUAACAGUGAGAUGUAAAAUUGUGCAGCUAUUUUAAAAGUUGUAUAUACAAUAUGUGUGUAAAAAAACUGAAAAAAAAAAAAAAAGACAAAGCGGUUGCUUUGUUCUAGUUCAAUUUCUUAAAAACCACUACAUGGUACAAAAUUAGAAUUACAUUUGGGGACAAUUGGGUAACUACAAAGAAGAGGAGAUGAGUUAUAUUGGCUCAUUUUGUAUUAUUUUUGGCUUACAGUUCCCAUAGCUGUUAGAGUCUGUUAUUGGUUUUUGGUUUUUUUCUGGGUUUUUUUAAUUGUUUUUUUCUGACCAAAAUUAUAGUAAAGAUCCCUCAGUCUCCUGGCUAAAGAUUGGGGGAAGGAAAAUCUGUUUCUAAUUAUACAUAUAUCAAUAAGGAUGAUCUAAACAUAAUGUAACGUGCAUCUUUUGGUAUCUGGUUUUAUUUUUUUGCCUUCUGAGAAAGUGUCUCAUAACACAGAAAAUUGCCAUUUGCUCUUAUAAGCCUCAAAUAUGAAAGCUAUUAGUCAUGGACUCUAGGAAAAGAAUUGAUUAAUGGUCCUUUUAUUUAGUAACUUUAUAAUGCUAUAGAUAUUAUCAAAAAUGUUUUUAAUUUCAUAUUGUUUACAUCACGCAACAAUCUAACCCUCUAGCUCUUCAUUGGGGCUAUCAAGAAAAUGUUUACUUACCCACCUGAAACAGGUUAAGAUAUUCUUAAUCUUAUUAUAGAUAAUUGCCCCCAUGGGACUUGAAAAUAACACCUUGUGCUGAAAACUUUAGGUUGGCAAUAUUUUGAAGGUUUUAUUGUAGAAGAGUUUAACAUGAAUUCCUAUUUUGACUGAUAAAUCUUAUUUCUCUUUACUGAUACUCUUUUAAAUUAAUACUCCAACACACGAGGUGAUAUUUCCUUUUGUUAGAAGAGAAACAAACUCAUCUUUCUACAUGAAAGUAUGAAUUGUAUGGUUUCGGAUACGUAAGAAUCAAUGAAGCAGGUGAAAUCAUUGUACUUUUUAGGUUAUUGCUAUUUUUUUUUUCUUUUAAUCUAAUAAAAUUAGGGACAGCAAGCAGCUGGCUGGGUUUCUUGGGUUGUUCCUUGAGAGUUAAAAUUAUUAAUACUCCUAUGAAGCAGGGGAUUUCAGCCAUAGAACAAAGAUUUAGUGUUGCCACCUGAAAAGUUUACAAAUAUUUAUUGUGUAUUUGAUAUGUUGCUUGAAAAGGUGAAAUUUGUUAAGGAUUUUUUCUAUAUCCAUGUCAAAAAGAAAUUUCCUUGUACAGAAUAAAAUUAUAUAUUAAAUGUAUUAGAGAAUAUAGCUGAUACAGAAAUUGAAUUUUCUUGGUAUAGAACAACUUGAUUUGGCAAAGUUUAAAAUUUGGUUAAAGGCGAAAACUGGAUUGGGAUGAUAAAGUCCUUUAAGUACUUGUUCAGAUUGUGAUAUGGCCAAUUCCAAGAGCCUUUGCUGAGAGUUUUGUUUAUAACUUCUGUUUUUGUCUUGUUAGUAAACAUUCAUUUGCAACAAAGUUUUGAAGGUGCUGAAUGGAAAACAGAAACACAUUAUUACCCAUUAAACCUGGAAUCAAAUAUUGCCUAAAUAUUUAGUGACAAGCCAUUCUGAUCUCAAAGAUUUAAGUUCUCUAAUAUCCCAUUUGCAAACUUUGUAAAAUGGAGGUUCAUGGUUAGCAUGAGUAUCUGGGGAAUGAAGAGCCUUCAUUUAUAACCUGAUAAAUUUGUUACUAGAGACCAAUAGUAGUGUACAGAAUAUUAAAACAAACUGCUACAUUGUUCAAGGAAAUGGAGUCUUUUUCAUUGGUGCUGAGCACAUUUAGGUAGAAGACAGUUGCACUUGAAGAUUGAGUAUAAAUCAUCUAAACCAGUGGUCCUCAAUGUUGGCUGUCCUUUGGAGUCAGUUUGAAGUGUGUUUUAAAAAGUGUUGAUGCUUGGGUCCCAUACCCGAAGAUUCUGAUAUUUGUCUAGGAUAUGACCUGGCCAUAAGGAUUUUUUUAAACUUUCUGGUGAUUUCAGUAUGCUGCCAAGGUUGAGAACCAUUUAUCUAAAAUUCACCUUGAGUUUUCUCAUCUGCAAAAUGGAAAAAAAAACCUUGCUCCCUCCCUUCACUACCUCACAAGGAUAUUGAUGGUAAAGGAGAAAAUAACGGGAAAGUGCUUGUGCUAAGGAUGAAAAGUGCUAUUAAAAGGUAAAGUAGUAUUUGUUGUGUUUCAACUGAAACUCUGAUCAGGAAAAAAUGUGUAAUUGAAUUUGUUGAUUUGGGAUACUUGAGAGCACUUUCUUUGGUUCUUUAAUGAAGCAUGCAGAUGUGGAAGCAAACAUUACUGUUACUGUUAUUCAUACUGUGGUCUUCUGUCAUACUCAAGAUAGGCUGUUUUCAUUACCUGGUUUUACAUAGAAAAGAAAUAUUAAGGCUUAAAGUCUGUAAUGGUCAAUGGCUCAUAAUUCAUUAAAACUUUUCAUACAAUGAAUUCUGUGGUUAAUAGGUAUCAUUUCAUAAUUGCCAUUAUUUUUUCAAUAUUUGACUUUUGAAUGUUAAGCCAUUUAUUUCAUCUCCUUCAUUCGUAUUCAUAUAAGUUUAGAUACAGACUUGAUAAAGCAUGUAAAGCAAGUAGGUUUUGUCCAGUUGAAUAUUUGAAAUCAUGGGUCAAUGACUAGACAUAGCUGCCAUUUAGAUGUGAUUUGACUGGAGAAAGUUUAAAAAAAAACAGAGCCCUAAACCAUAUAGAAACUAUUAUAAUUAAAUUUUAACUUGUCCUCAAACUGUUGUUUAUAUAAACUGCAGUAUUGAUUUUUUUUAUCAUUUUAAGAAAUGAGCAGUUCGAAGAAAUAGAAACUUAAGGAGUUUUAAAGAGUUGAAAAGAUUACUUUUCAUAUAUUAAGACUACCACAAUUGGGACUGUGGGAGGCAGGAUCACUUUGAAGCCUUUAUUAGGAGGAAAAGCCCAUACCCAACCCAAAUGCUAUCCUCAUAAAAAAUUCCUCAGUUCCUCUAACUGAAUGUAAUCUCUCUUUCCUUGAAGUUUUUUUAGUUUUAUUUUCCUUAGCUUUAUCUGUAGUUACCUCAUGCUGUAUUACUUUAUACCUUAUAUAAAAUUAUUUAUAUUUUCGAUUAUUGGUAUCUUAUCUCCCCUAAACUAGGACAGAAUCUCUGAUGGACUCAUCUUUGUGCAUACAUCAUCUAAGCUCAAUAGACAGGUGCUCACAUAUUUGCUGCAGGAACAGAUAAAGAACUAUGUAGAAAGACAAAGCUUCUCUGAAGUUACAGACUAUAGUAGCAAAAGACAGAUGAGAAAGUAAUUCUGUGUCCUAGUCCAAGUGAAGCAGGAUGGAAGGGGAUGCAGAUCUGAGGCUGGUAAGGAAGAAAUAAAUACUGUGAAUGCAUUUUAGCCAUUCCCCUUAAUAAAUAUUGGUAAACUCUGAUUUUUAGUUCUUGGUGUAGAUUUCAUAUUUGUUUAGAAUUAAAAUUAGAAUUCUGUUUCUUAUUUUUUUGGAAUUCUGUUGUUUUGCCUUAGUUUCUUAAUAAAAAGUUAAAACAAA
This is a messenger RNA of Galeopterus variegatus (Sunda flying lemur), 5060 nucleotides long. It is a transcript of the gene FBXO45, whose product is annotated as F-box protein 45. Gene Ontology annotation, molecular function: protein binding. Gene Ontology annotation, cellular component: SCF ubiquitin ligase complex; synapse. The record is from RefSeq and is a predicted model, not a curated record. Lineage: Eukaryota; Metazoa; Chordata; Mammalia; Dermoptera; Cynocephalidae. The transcript is spliced from 4 exons. Gene Ontology annotation, biological process: proteasome-mediated ubiquitin-dependent protein catabolic process; synapse assembly involved in innervation. The coding region runs from base 1 to 1014 and encodes 337 amino acids.